Messenger RNA from Pneumocystis jirovecii RU7, 1287 nucleotides. RefSeq lists its product as uncharacterized. The record is from RefSeq and is a predicted model, not a curated record. Gene Ontology annotation, biological process: ribosome biogenesis. The transcript has 6 exons. Gene Ontology annotation, cellular component: preribosome, large subunit precursor. Gene Ontology annotation, molecular function: protein binding. NCBI's taxonomy places the organism in Eukaryota, Fungi, Ascomycota, Pneumocystomycetes, Pneumocystales, Pneumocystaceae. Bases 1 to 1287 code for a protein of 428 amino acids.
AUGAACGAUCAUACUAAGAUUCGUGUCUGUUUUAUAACACAACAAAAAGAUAUUGAAGUAGAUCGUACGCCUGUUUUUGUUCCACUUUCAUUAGCGCCUUCUGGACUGAAUCAUGUUGUCAAUCAUCUUUUGGAAAGAAAUGUGCCUAUAACUUUUGCAUUUUUGAUUGAUGGGCAAUUUUUGCAUACCUCAAUUGGAGAAUAUUUAGCAAAAAAGAAUCUUUCAUAUGAAACAAUUCUUUAUGUAGAAUAUAUUCGUUCUACACAGCCACCAGUGUACCUUGCAUCAUAUAUGCAUGAUGACUGGGUAUCUUCUAUUCAUGCGUCUGAUUCACAAUAUAUACUUUCAGGAUGUUAUGAUAGUUUAUCACGAGUUUGGAAUGGAAGCGGUGUUGUUAUAGCACAAGCAUAUGGGCAUUCUGGGCCUGUCAAGUCUGUUCGUUGGAUUAAAGAUAACCAAUUUGCAACAUCAAGUAUGGAUCAGACAAUUAAAGUGUGGAAAUGGAAAUCAAAACAUGAUUUGGAUUUUACGGUAUCAUGUCGCUGUAUUUAUGAGAUGAAAGGACAUACUAUGUCAGUUGAAUCUAUUGCAAUUGAUUCAAAAACAAAUAGACUUUUGAGUGCUGGUGCAGAUGGAAACAUUGGAAUUUGGAGUAUUAAUGAUAAUGAUGAUGAUCUAGUACAUAAUAAUAAAAAUGAUACGCACUUAAACAAAAAAAGAAAGAAAAACGAAUCAAAAAAUAAAAUUAUAAUAAAAAAUCCUAUUUCAAUAAUACAAGGGCAUUCAUCGUCUUCUUCUGAUAUUAUCUUUGAUACUAAGGAUUCAACUGUUGGAUAUUCUGUUGGAACAGAUCAUCAUAUUAAAACAUGGGAUUUAGUUACAUUUUCUAAUGUAGAUACCAGGACUUCAAAAGAUGCCCUCUUUGCAAUACGACCUAUGCCUGCUUUAUCAUUAUUAGCGUGUGGUUCAUCAUCUCGACAUAUUCUUCUUCAUGACCCAAGAGUUUCUUCAAAAUUAACUACUGUACAGACAUUAAAAGGACAUACGAAUUUUGUAGUAUCAUUAUCUUCAUGUAUUAAAAAUGAUUAUAUGCUUAUAAGUGGAAGCCAUGAUGGUUUAGUUAAAAUAUGGGAUAUACGAGCACCAAAUGGAAGUUUAUAUUCGAUUAAACGUGAAAGUGGAAAAGAUGAUACAAAAGUAUUCAGUGUUGAUUGGAGUAGCAAUUUUGGUAUUAUAAGUGGUGGGGAGGAUCAUUGUUUACAAAUAAACCAAAUAAAUAAUUUAUAG